AUAUCUCGUCUCGUGUCUCUCAGGAAAUGUCACACAGGAAGAUCUAAAUAUUUUCAUUUGUGAGAUUCCAAAAAUAGCGCGACCGAAUACCCUCAUUGGAAACGAGAGAAAAGUGACAAUAAAAGUACGAAGUACGUCGCCCCCUACAGAGUUUAUAUUUCGUCUAGUCAAAACUUCUACACACAUCGGGUUGGGGUUGUUCAAAUUAUAAUAGGUUAAUGUGUUAUUAUUUACUUUUAAUAAAUUGUAGGACCUAUAUUUUUUAAUAGUAUCAAUUGAAUUUUGAAGUGAUCUACAUAGGUACAUUUGUGAAAUAUCAAAUAUGGCUAGAGGCCCAACAAUAGUGGCGGUCCACAGUGCCGCUAGCCAGGGUGGAAUAAAUUGUUGCUUUUGUCGAUGCUGCACAUGUUUACAACUGCAAGUUUUGAAAAGUCCGGAAGGCAUUAUUAAACUAGCCGAAAUACUUCUAGGUUUCUUCUGUCAAAGUCUGGCUCUAAAUUUUGGUGCAGGUUACGCUUCGACGAUUGGUUCAUCGUACCAGUCCUUUUUAUCUACAGCUUCGUGGUGCCUCCUAACUAGUUUUCUUCUCCUGUUUAGCUACGUAUGCUCCCAAAAGUCACUGAAUUUGCUGAGAUCUUCUUUGUUUGAAACUCUUUUCAAUGGAGUAGCUGCAUUAAGUUAUUUUGGAUCGUGUUCGUAUUUAGGAUGGGCUGUGAAUACAUUUCUUCAACCAAUGUACGUCAUUACUCCAUUUUUCCAAGUCUAUCCCGCAAUGAGUGCUGCUUACAUGAUGGGUACAAUUCUUGGGUGUAUUUAUGCCUACGAUGGAUAUAAGUCAUACCAAUAUUUUAAAGGAUUUAGAUAAGAUAUUGACAAACACAGACAUGUUUUUUCAUUGUAUUUUUAUAAGUUAUUCACAUGUAUAUUUAAUAUUAUACCUUUUCUAGUCAGCAUGUUUAAAUAAAUAUUAUAUACAUAUAUUACUUAA
Molecule: messenger RNA, 988 nt
Organism: Diabrotica virgifera virgifera (western corn rootworm)
Lineage: Eukaryota; Metazoa; Arthropoda; Insecta; Coleoptera; Chrysomelidae
Gene: sing
Product: protein singles bar
Exons: 4
Coding region: 323-865 (180 amino acids)
Cellular component (GO): membrane
Source: RefSeq, a predicted model, not a curated record